This is a messenger RNA of Monosiga brevicollis MX1, 1664 nucleotides long. RefSeq lists its product as uncharacterized. Bases 379 to 1290 code for a protein of 303 amino acids. The record is from RefSeq and is a predicted model, not a curated record. NCBI's taxonomy places the organism in Eukaryota, Choanoflagellata, Craspedida, Salpingoecidae. The transcript has a single exon.
GUUGGCGUCGUGGUCGCGUCGUAUUGGUUUGACCGUGGUGCUCCCUGAUUCGGUAGCGGAGCGCACGUGAGAGAGAAAGGUGCGGUCCUGCUGGGGGCCGGGGCCGGGGGAGCUGUCCUUCUGCUGUGAUCGGCAGACUCUUGGGGUAGGUUUCAUGGCGCUCAACAACAUUGUUCUUGUGAUGGCUGUCCGCCCGAAUGGCUCAGCUCGCCUUGAUCGCUGGCUGGCGGUGUGCCCCUUCUCGCCCGUAACCGCAUUUUUAACUGCUGUUGGUGGCAUUGCUGCUUACUCUUGGCAGGACCCCAUUCUCGGUGUCAACGUUCUGCAUUCGUGCGGCCCGGGUGGAGAGCCGACGGCUGAAACAGUCUACCCACGAUUAUGGCUUGGCGAAGUCUUUGUCAGCGCCUUGCCCUGGCGUUGGUGCUCCUUUGCAUCAUUAGUAGCUCGACAGCAGACACAUCCACCUCAACAGCCGCGUCGGGAUCCACCUCAACUACUCUGACCAUCAGUUCAACUACCUCUACCACAGCUGCAAACACAACAGCUGCAAACACAACCACCCCAGCCGACAAGACCUCAAUCACUACGACUCCAGCUGCCACAACAGCCGAGAGCACAAGCACUACUACUCCAGCUGCUAACACAACCACUGCUGCCACAACCACAACAGCCGACAAGUCCACAAUCACUACGACUCCAGCUGCUACCACAACCACAACAGCCGAGACCAGAAGUACUACUCCAGCUGCUAACACAACCACUGCCGCCAACGUAACCACUGCUCCAGCAAAUACAACCGCUGCUACCAAUGUAACCACUACCCCUUUGGCUCCCACAACCACCCCAGGCAUCGCGACCACUACCCCUUUGGCCAACUCCACCACCUCAGGCACCUCAGGCAUCGCGACCACUACCCCUUUGGCCAACUCCACCACCUCAGGCAUCGCGACCACUACCCCUUUGGCCAACUCCACCACCUCAGGCAUCGCGACCACCGCCUCUUCAACUAUUCCGGGCAAUGCAACCACUAUUCCAGGCAAUGCAACCACUGAUACAACAACGACAACGACGACAACGACAACGACAACAACCUCCACUUCUUCGUCUUCUUCCUCCUCAACAAACACCACUGUGGCGCCCAGCUCGGGCAGCUCGGGCAUGACCAAAGGACAAAGUUUGUCGGCCUAUCUGCGUUGCUCUGCUCUGCUCGGUUCUGCAACCCUGUACCCGUCCCUCCAGAAUCCCCUGUCUCAUGAGAUCAUUCUUUGCUCGUGGCAUUGGUAUUUAUAACCUCCUGUAGCGCUGGCACUGGGCUUUGGUCUCAUGAUCCUGAUUGUUGUGGUGAUGACGGGAGGCUUCUUCUUUUUGAAGCAGCGCAGCAAACAGCAGCGCUACCGUGGUGGGCGCCAGCAACUGCGGUCUCAGCUCUUGGGCAAUAACAACAGCGUGGCCGCUUCAGACACUCACACCUUUGUGCUAGAAGAUGAGGACGACGAAGAAGAUCUCAUCUUCCCCCUCCAUGGUGGCUCGCGUGCUUAAGCCACGGGCUUGCAUGAUGCGCAUCUAUCCAAGCAUGUUUUGCUUUUUGUGUUCACCUCUCGUUUCGCUUCUAGUCUUGCACCAUUUUGCAUUUUGUUGUCGUACCAAUUGCUAAAACCAAGUAG